GAAAAGCAAAGGAAAAAAACAGUGCAAGAAUGAAUUAGAAGGUGGGCUGCAUACUCGAGAAGUUAGAGAAAUUCUUUAUUUCAAUAGUGAUUGCGGUGCGUGUGCUAGGACAUAAAUACGUAAAUAAUUAUAAUUACUGCCCGAGCUUAUUUAAUAAAAAAGUUGAAGUAAUUUUGACUCAUCUGUCUCGCGAUCGCGUUAUUUAUUUCCUUCAAAGCUUUGGGAGUUCUCGGGUACCUACUGCACUUUAGACAUAGCAUCUCGAAGAAAGUCAGAGCCGCAGUGUAUGUCAUAGCUAACUAGAAGCAAAUAAAAUAUUAAUUUUCAGUGGAAACAUUGUGCUUUUAUCAAAAAUUAGAGUCGAUUCAAGGUUGAAUGCAGUCGAUGUGAACACAGUUGCUUAGGAUCCAGUGUAUAAAAAUAUAUCGUAAUGGCGACAACAGCAGCGGCGACUUCUGCAACAGCGCAGGCUACAAGUGUUGUUGUACUCGAUCGGGGAAACAAUACAACUUGUACUAUAAAUCUACAUGGUGCUACUGUCGUUUCUUGGAGAGUGAACAACCAGGAACAGUUAUUUGUGAGUAAACUUGCUUCAUUUGAUGGGAAAAAAGCUAUUCGUGGUGGUAUACCUUUCGUAUUUCCGCAAUUUGGACCUUGGUCAUUUGGGCCUCAACACGGAUUUGCACGCAUUACGAGAUGGAAUUUGGAAAGACCACCAGAACGUUUACACAAUGGUGAUGUUGAAGCUAUUUUUUCUUUAAUGGACAAUGAAUUCACUCGCUCUAUGUGGAAUUAUCAAUUUCGAAUCACGUAUCGAUUGAUUUUGCGGGAAAAGGAAUUGCAUUUUCACAUUGGUGUAUAUAAUCCGAGCAAGGAUUUGUCCUUCACAUUUAAUAUGCUUUUACACACAUACUUAAAAGUUCCUGAUGUACGCCGCUGCCAAAUAACGGGCUUACAUGGUUGUACGUUUAUUGAUAAGACUCGCGAAGGUGCUAUUUAUCAGGAGGGACGUGAAAUUGUGACAAUUGGUGAGUGGACUGAUCGAAUUUACCAGCACACACCCCAAGAGCAUGUUAUCACGAACGUUGUAUCCGGCAGGAAGAUGCGACUGCACAAGUAUAAUUUUCCUGACACAGUCAUUUGGAACCCAUGGAUUGAUCAAGCGCGAGAAAUUAGCGAUUUCGGCGAUGAUGAAUUUCCUAAUAUGCUAUGCGUUGAAUCUGGACAUGUUUCUUCUCCGGUUAUACUACUUCCUGGUACAGCGUUUGAAGCCAGUCAAAUACUGCAGCAGUUCAAAUGCCCGAAAGUAUCUCAAGAGGAUAAUGAAUUAAGAAACAAAAACUGAAUUAUCAAGAACGGCAAGAAGUGGCAAGUGUGACACGUUGAAGCAUUAUCAUCGAGGGAAAUGUCAAUAGAAAAACUAAACGGAAUCGCUAACGUUUAAAGAAUCGGAACCCACAGAGGUAAACCGAUUCAUAGGAGCCACAUUCAAGAGUGAUUUAUAAAAUAAUACAUACCAUUAUUAGAUGUUUAUAUUGAAGUUGUAAAUCAAGCAAACGCAGAUAAGAAGAAAAAAUGUCAAUUUAUUCAAUAUUAUAGAAAACCAUUCCAUUCAAUUAAAAUAAAUACAUAUGUACGUACGUGAAAAUUAAGUAGGUCGUCGAAAUCAAAAUUAUAUUUAUAACCUCCCGAUUUUAAUCUUUAUAACUAGGCGUUAAUUAAAAUUUAUACGUAAAUCUUCGUUUUUUUUAAAUAAAUUUUUCCCCUAUAUUGUU
Anastrepha ludens (Mexican fruit fly) is the source of this 1775-nucleotide messenger RNA. RefSeq lists its product as uncharacterized. Gene Ontology annotation, molecular function: carbohydrate binding; isomerase activity. The record is from RefSeq and is a predicted model, not a curated record. NCBI's taxonomy places the organism in Eukaryota, Metazoa, Arthropoda, Insecta, Diptera, Tephritidae. The transcript has 11 exons. The coding region runs from base 431 to 1345 and encodes 304 amino acids. Gene Ontology annotation, biological process: carbohydrate metabolic process.